UGGCAUCUGGAAGAGGGAUUGUAGGCCAGACAGCCGGCCCCUGGGCCCUUGGGGGAGGAUGGUUCUCCAGGCCCUGGGAACACAUCUCCUCCAUGAGGUCGGGCUGAAUGUCCUCACAGCUUUGAGAACAGCUGUUCUCUAAGACACACGGCCGAGAGCGUGUGCAUGGUGGGAAUGGUGGUGGGUCAUGGUUGCUCUGGUCCCGGGUGGGGAAGUAAAUGCAUUGCCCUGCGAGAGUCAGAAAGCAUCUCUGCAGCAUCUGCUGUAAGUGCUGGGCUGCCCUUGCUGUGGGAGAGCUGCUGGGGCCACGCUGCAGGGCAGGCACAAUUUCUGCCCCUAACAGGCAGUCAAGGGUCUCCUAGGCCGUUGUCCGGUGGCCCUGGCUCCGCGGCAUCGCUGAACUCUGCGUGCCGUCAUACCUCUGCUACCCUCCUAACGUUGUGUGCCUACAGCUAAUCUCACCUUGCUCUUCUUGACUUCAAGCUAUGCUCACCAAAGGAAGUAUAAAAACAAGACUUUAUUCUAUAUGUAGAGAGCCUGGCCUGAAGCUAGAGUGAUGGAGGUUUGUUCCCAGGCCUCACCAACACCAGCCACCAAGGGCAAAGUGUUCUUAGGGCUCCAAGACACUGUCUUGGAAGAGCAGACCCUCACCUCACCUUUCAUGGCAAGAGAGGAAGGGGACGGGGUGCCAGGGGCCGCUGCAGCAGCUCUGGCCCGGAGCCCGCUCAGGAGCAGGACUCUGUUGCACACACGCUGGGCCAUAAAAGGUCCUUAGCAACCGACCACAGGCUCACGUAGUCAGCUGCGGCCCGGGCCCUUGAGCUUGUCCAUCAUGAACCUUUCAGUGGCUUCUCUAACCAUGACACAGAAUGUCUACCCCCUUCCCUGAUAGCUUUCUCCCUGGACAUUUUCCCAGGGUCUAGAUGACGUCUGUACUGGUGGUUUAAAAAUCAGCUUGAUUGUAAGUUCCCACAGCCGAGUCCACAGGGGAUCCAGUCUCCACCAGUAAAGGAGAGCGAAAAUCUCAAAUAAGCUAAUUGUUUCUGCAACCCCGCUUUUCUGCCCUUCCGGUUUCAUUUUUGUUAAACCAGAUGGUUUUCCUUAUGUCCAACAGGCAAAUCUGGUUCUCCUCCUGGAACAGUCAGUAGCAUGUUUUCCAAAAAUUAUGAUUCUAAAUUUCACGAGCAUCCUGUGGCAUGGUGGCUCCGGUUCUGCCGGGGUAUUUUAUGAGGCACUCCCUCCUUUCUACGGCUGAUCUCCGGUUCCCUACACUACACAUCCAACUUCUGGCUGCCAUGCCACCAGGGAACAGGGGCAGAAGGCUUUUGUUCGGGGUAUAACUUAGUUCUUCACCUCAAGGUCAAAAUCCUCAACUGCAGCCCUGAAAGGUAAUGCAAAUGUCCCAGACACAGAAGGUGCCCUGCUACCGUAAAUACGCAGUCACAAGGCAGUCGGAGGCUGGCAGUCCCAGGGGAGGAUGCUUACUUUCAGCAACGACUCUUUUCACUACGGUCAGUCCCCUAAGACCUGAACUAUGAACGAAAGCUUCCCCACUAAUUACUCAUGGGCUGGGUGGGGACGUGUUUGGAAACUAGUCAGGUGGGAAGUCCUGAGGUUUGAGGUAUGGGGUCUUAUUCCAGUAACCAGAUACCCAGGCCCCCUAGGCGGUUUCCUCUGACCAGACAAGAAGAAGACGGAGACCAUGAACUUAGAGCACAGCGUACUGCCUUCCAAGGCUGGAUCAGAGCUGGGGAGGUGGGAAAGCAGCAUGUCCCCUGAGGACCGAGGUCCCCCGUGUGACAUCACCAGUAGAGAGAGCUAACCAGGAGGAACUUCGCUCUCAUACCCCUGUGACAAAUUAGGUUUACUUUGACAUUCCUGCCAUUGACCGAAUGUUUGUGUCCCCACCCCCAGACUCCUGUGUUGAAACCGUAAUCCCAGGAGGAUGGUAGCUGGGGGUGGGGCCCUUGGGAACUAUAAGGUCAUGGAGGUGACGUCCUCAGGAUGGGAUUAGUGUCGUGAGAAAAGAGGCCGGAGAACUAGAAAGUGAAAAUACACAAGACGUCUGCCGUCUUCAGCCCGGAAGAGCGGCCUCACCAGAACCUGACUCUGCCCGCACCUCGAUCUGAGACUUUCAGCCUCCAGAACCCUGAGAAAUAAAUGUCUGUUGUAAAUGAGACACCCGGCAUACGGUGUUUUGUUACAGCAGCCCAUGCUGACUCAGAUACCCCACAGAAAAAAAGAGGACGUGGUGGCCCCACACUGGCUGACCCUCGAGGCUCCCUCCGUUGUCUUUGAAGGAGACAGCAUAGAUCUGAUGUGCCAGAAGAAAAAGGACUGGUGGAAAAUCCAGACCGUGGUGUAUUACAGGGAUGGAAAACAGCUACAGUUUCCAGACAAAGUCUCCAGCGUUUCUAUCCCUCGUGCAGCUCCGAGUGACAGUGGCCAGUACUCCUGUUCGGCUACCGCCAGAAAAUACUUCCUUCCGAGGUCAAAAUCUUCGAGAAGCGUCAGGAUUGAAGUACUAGAGCUGUUUCCACGCCCUGUGCUCACUGUCAGCUCCUACCGGCCCACCGAGGGGAGCCCCGUGACCCUGACCUGUGAGACCCGGCCUUCUCCACAGAGGUCAAACGUUCAGCUCCAAUUUUGCUUCUUCAGAGACGGCAAAGCCCUGGGGUCUGGCUGGAGCAGCUCCCCAGAGCUCCGGGUCCCUGCCAUGUGGACGGAGGACUCAGGGUCCUACUGGUGCCAGGCAGAGACAGCAGCUCUCACGGUCAGAAAACAGAGCCUCCAAUCCCAGAUUCACAUGCAGAGAGUGCCCGUCUCUAAUGUAAGCUUAGAGAUCUGGGCCCCCAGGGGCCCGGUGAUCGAAGGAGGGAGCCUGGUCCUCCUCUGCUCUGUGGCCAAAGGCACGGGAAACAUCACGUUCUCCUGGCACAGAGAGGCCACAAGAGCCAGUGUGGGAAGGAAGACCCAGCGUUCCCUGUCAGCGGAGCUGGAGGUCCCGGCUGUGCAGGAGGGCGAUGCUGGCCGCUAUUACUGCAGAGCUGACAACGGCCAUGACCCCGUCCAGAGCCGGCUGCUGAGCGUCCGUGUGAGAAGUCCAGUGUCCCACCCCGUCCUCACCCUCAGGGAGCUGGGGCCCCAGGCCAUGGUGGGGGACGUGGUGGAGCUUCACUGUGAGGCCCAGAGAGGCUCUCCCCCAAUCCUGUACCGGUUUUACCAUGAGAAUGUCACCCUGGUGAACAUUUCGGUCCCCUCUGGAGGAGGAGCGUCCUUCAACCUCUCUCUGACCGCAGAACAUUCUGGAAACUACUCCUGUGAGGCCGACAAUGGCCUGGGGGCCCAGCGCAGUGAGGUGGUACCACUCAACGUAACAGGGACCAUUGGCUGCAGAAGAGACCAUGUCACAGCCAGAGUUCUCGGGACGCUGUGUGGUGGCCUCGGUUUUAUAGCUGCUGCUCUGCUCUGUUAUUACGGGUCCCACAAGAUAGCAGGAGGACGCUCUGCCCCACAUGCACCCAGUUUGCUUUUUCUCAGAGACGCUUCCAGUGCAAACCCUCAAGAGUCCACCCAUGCCAGCUCACUCCCCGACAUAGAGGAGCUGCAGCCAGACUAUGUCAAUGUGGGCCCUAUAGAUGUGGUUUAUUCCCAGGUCUGGAGCAUUCAGCCACCAGAAGACUCAGCAAACACCAGAAGGAUGAUUCUGGAGAACAAGGACUCUCCUAUCAUCUACUCUGAUGUGAAGGAGACAUAACACUCGGAGACACUGGGGGGCAGAACCCCAACAAAGAUGGAACAGCACUAAGGGCUGAAAAAAAGUUUAUAAAAAAGCCAAACUUCACGACGUCUCACAGACAGAAUGUGCAGCAAGUGCUGAGAAGGCCAGCUGGGUCAUCGUUUUGGUUCUCAUCACAUUCUCUCCCAAUGUCUUCUUCCAUUUAGUCAAUAUUCACUGAGCCGCUCCUGAGUCCCAGAAGCUGUGUGGGAUGAUUAUCUUUGUUACGUUCUCUCUUUUUAAAAUUUUUAAUUUAAAUUCAAUUUAGUUAACAUAUAGAGUCUUACUAGUUUCAGAAGUAUAGUGAUUCAUCAGCUGCAUAGAACACCCGGCGCUCAUUACAUCAAGUGGCCUCCCUAAUGCCCAUCCCCCAGUCACGCCCUCCCCCCCCACCCUUCCUUCCAGCAGCCCUCCAUUUGUUCCUAGAGUUAAGAGUCUCUAUGGUUUGUCUCCCUCUCUGUUUUUAUCUUAUUUUAUUUUUCCUUCCCUUCCCCAUGUUCAUCUAUUUUGUUUCUUAAAUUCCACAUAUGAGUGAAAUCAUAUGGUAUUUGCUUCAAAGUUCGAAGAGUUGAGGAAGAACAAGGAGCACAAGAGACAAGCCUUCAUCUACAUCUGCUCUGAGGUGAUGUGAACAGAAUCCAUUUCUGGGGCUUCUCUUCAUCUUCCAAGCUUGGAAUUCAUUGCCUUUUGUCUCCACAGGCAGACAUCUCAAGUUUUCAAUAAAUCCUCUCUUGCUCUUGUGAGAACUUUAGGGUUGAGUUUGUGUGAAGGAACAGCAGCUUGAGCUGGCUUGCCAUAUUUGUCCAUUUUUGAAUGCUUGUUUUGUACAUUGACUCACAUUGAUUUAAAAGUAACAACUGUAUUUAUGUCUUCUUGAAAUGCUGAAUAUUUUACAUCCAUUGGUACAAUCAUGCAAGGAGUAAGAUCAUAACCUCUGGGAACCCCGUUUAGGGUGGGGUCCCAAUCCCAUCCCCCACUAAUUGUGUAGUCUUCAACAAACUACUUAACCUCCAGGUGCCUCAGUUUCUUCACCUUUAAAUGGGGGCAAACCAUUUGUUAAAUAUUCGUAAUUCACAUAGAACAACGUCUGGCAUUAAGUAGCACCAAAUAAGUUUUCAUUAAAUAAAAUAUGCAUGAUUAUCACUUAACCUCAAACUUAGUACAAAAAUGUUUAAAAAGUUGGGUAACGAGAAUCUCAAACAAAGUGACUAUCAAAUGCAAAUGCAACUAUCAGAUUUUUAACGCUUUGAUUAAUAUCUUCUAUAAUCCACUCCCUUGCUAAAGAUAGGUCCCCAAUGGGAAGGACAGAGUGACUGGGGCUUGGGUUUGGUCGUUAAUCUACAGAGAGAUAAUCUGGAAUAUUUUAGAAACUAUGCACAACAAAUUUGAUGUUUAUCAGAAAAAAAAUAAUUUAAAAUGGUUAUAAUUCUGAUGGCUAAGUAGCCAGUGGCCCCUCUCAUCCAUAGAGGCGGACCGUCUAAGAGCUGCCACGGAACGCUCCUCCUGUCCACACACUUCACAUGCACAAGUAUGACCCCAGUACUCUGCAGUCUGAGGGCUACCACCUGGACGUGACUGAAGUCACAAAACCCAUGAGUUUUAAUCUAUAAAAUACUGUAUCUUCACUGUAGAAAAUUUAGAAAUACAGACAGUGAAAGAGACUAUUAACUCACUCAUACUUUCAUCACUCUGAUAAUUGUUAUUAUUUCAGUAGCCAUCAGCCAGAGUAGUAUUUUCCAUGAAUGUGCUCUCGUGCUCAUAAAUAUGUGAUUUUAAAGGAAUAAUAACUGUAACCUGUUUUUAUUUCUUAAAAAAAUUUGAUGUUUUCAUGCCUUUAAAUGUUCAAAGAUCUUUGUAGUUUGCUUGGUAUGUUUGGAUACAUAGUAACUUGUUUUGUAAAUUACUUAUUGGGGGACCAUUAUCAUAUUGACAAUUACUCACCAUGA
Mustela lutreola (European mink) is the source of this 5724-nucleotide messenger RNA. Its product is annotated as Fc receptor-like protein 2. Gene Ontology annotation, molecular function: transmembrane signaling receptor activity. The transcript has 11 exons. Gene Ontology annotation, biological process: cell surface receptor signaling pathway. NCBI's taxonomy places the organism in Eukaryota, Metazoa, Chordata, Mammalia, Carnivora, Mustelidae. The record is from RefSeq and is a predicted model, not a curated record. The coding region runs from base 2174 to 3757 and encodes 527 amino acids.